Schistosoma mattheei is the source of this 1270-nucleotide messenger RNA. Lineage: Eukaryota; Metazoa; Platyhelminthes; Trematoda; Strigeidida; Schistosomatidae. The record is from the annotation of a GenBank genome assembly.
GAUUUCCCCAAAAGCCCUUUCUCCGUAUAAAAUAUCACCAAACUAGACGCAACUCGCUACUGAUUUGCAUUUCACCGGGAAAGGUACUCCUGAGAUAAUUACAAUUAUCUGGUCGAUUUAGACACUACUAAUUACUAAGUAAAAGUUUUAUUUCGUAUACAUGUUACCUGUUCCCCCAUCUCAUGAAAAAGGCACACCAAGCUGGUCAUCACUUAAACGCAAAUCAUGGCUUCAUCCAAAUUCUUUUAACUGUGCACGAGAAAAUGUUUAUGAUAGUCAUUUGCUGAAAACUAAGAACGUAGCUGAACAUGAACCUAUGUUAUUGCCUAAUUGUCUUUCUUAUUCAUGUGUUCCACCAGUUAGGAUACUUAAAAUGGAAACCCAAAAUACUACUGAAUAUCAAUUUCCUCUUAUUUUGUAUAAUAAUGAAAUGUUAAAAGAAAAUUUCAUAUCACCUGUAAACAAAGUUUUAUAUUUGCCUAAAAAUAUUAAAACAAGAAAGAAAUUGACAUCAAUGAAUAAUAUUCAAUUAUUAAAACUCCCGGCAAAUUGUUCAAUAUUACCAUGGGAAUAUAAUAGUAAUAAUAAUAAUAAUAGUAAUAUAAAUAAACUACUAUCUUUAGAUGAAAUUAAAUCCCUGACCAAAUUCAAUUCAAAAACAAUUAAAAAAUUUAGACAACAAAAUGCUGUGAAAUUAAAUUUACUAAAAAGUCAUUUCUUAUCAAAUGAAUGUGAUUUACCAAAUAAGUCCAAUGUAUAUCAAUUAUUAAAAUUACAUCAAAAUAAUUUUACUACUAAAUUUCCAUUAAGUAGUAAUGUUAAACUAUUACAAUUACCACACUUAUAUCAUUCAAUUGGCAGACAAUUUCAUGAUCAUAAAACUGAUAAUAAAAUUUCUAACAAUGGCAAUGUAACUUCAAGAGAGGCAUAUCAUUCAAAUUUUAAAAAACUAUAGACUGUAAAUCAACAUCAAAUGAAUAUACCUUACAAAUAUUAACAUAUCCAAUGAAUAAUGAAGAACAGCCUACAUUAAAUGAUAUUUCAUGGGUAUUGGAAACAACUAAAGAAAAUAUUAAACCUAUUUCUGUGGAAAAUUAUAACGUACCACAAUGCAAAUUUGAUUCUCCUGUUCAAAAUGAUAAAAAAUCUUAUAAUGAUUGUGGAGUUCAAUUUAAUUUUGUUGAUUAUGGUGAACCUAAUACUCAAAGUAAGUUGAAUCUAGAUGCAGUUAAUUAGUUUGUUGUUAUAUUUUUAGAGUAUCAUUCGAUAA